UGAGUGUGUGCGCGUGUGUGCGUGCAUUGAGAGGGGAGGGGGUGGGAGGCGCGCGUGUGUUCGGUCAAACCCGUUACAUUUCGUGCAACCCGCCCACGUCCCCCCCUCCUCUCUCACCUCCACAUACUUCGGAAGGAAAAGACGUUCGUUGAGCACGGCAGAGAAAAACUUUCUCAUUUCCUAACUCUCACCUAAACUUUAUUUCAAGCAUUACUUCGGCAAUAGAGACACUUAAAAAAUGGCUGAGGAACUGAAGGCUGUGAAAAUUGAGUUUAUAGAAAAUGUGUCCUUACCUGUAAUCGAACAACUUCUGGACCAUCUUUUACAUGACGACGUCUUGAAUAGCGGAGAGGGGCAGGCCAUCAUUGAGGCGCAUGACACCAGAGCAAGGAGGGCUCGUAUCCUCAUUGACUCCGUGUCGAGAAAAGGUGAUGAGGCGAGCUGGAAGAUGAUCACUUACCUUCAACAAAGGGACCCAAUGCUCUUCAAGGAAUUGGGCCUCCCCACUGAGUCCCCACAAGCUGCCUCCGAGGUGGAACGCCAGUGGUCCACCACACUCAUCCCCUGCAAAAGGAAAUUUUGGAAUGCCAGGAAGAAUGAUCAAAAGAUCUACCCCGUGAAUAAAGAGUCCAAAAAGAACCGUGUAGCUCUGCUCAUCACCAAUAUCAAGUUUAAGGACAGCCAUUUUGACAGACAUGGAGCCGAGGUAGAUGAACGGAACAUGGUGAGGCUGUUACGUGCUUUGGGAUAUGAAGUGGUCCAAUACACGAACCUCACUGGAGAGGAAAUUGACAAGGCCGUCAUCGACUUCUCCAAACAUUCCAAACUCAAAGACACAGACAGUGUGUUUGUGGUGAUCAUGUCUCAUGGGAGCCUGGGAUCGGUCUUCAGCGUCGAUUGUUCUUAUUAUGCCAUUGAUAAUAUUUUCAAUCACUUGGGCUCAGCAAAUUGCAAAGCUCUGCUGAAUAAACCCAAGAUCAUCAUCAUCCAAGCCUGCAGAGGAGUUCAUAGAGGGUCCGUGCCCAUGAACGAUGGCGCAAACGAGGUGGGCUCUGAUCAUAUCCAGGAUGCGGGACCGUCCACGUCUGAUGAUGGACGCAUCAAGCAUGAUGGUGUUCAAUUUGUGCACAAAGAAAAAGAUUUCAUCGCUCUUCUCUCUAGCACCCCUGACACCGUCUCAUACAGACACAAAGUGGAUGGCUCUUUCUUCAUUCGGUACAUUGUUGAUGUUGUGAACACCUGCGCAUGUGAGGAAGACAUUGAGGAACUUUUCAGGAUGGUCAUGCGUCGCUUCGAAGCAUCGCCGCUUGGGAUGCCUAAGCAGAUGCCAACUAAAGACAGAUGCACUUUGUCAAGGCGCUUCUACCUCUUUCCAGGCAUUUGACACCGGGGCAUCAGGAGGACAUCACUGUCAUAUUGUGACACUUAUGAAUGCACAUUUUAAAU
Hippocampus comes (tiger tail seahorse) is the source of this 1446-nucleotide messenger RNA. RefSeq names its product caspase-1-A-like. Gene Ontology annotation, cellular component: AIM2 inflammasome complex; NLRP3 inflammasome complex; IPAF inflammasome complex. The record is from RefSeq and is a predicted model, not a curated record. The coding region runs from base 239 to 1384 and encodes 381 amino acids. Gene Ontology annotation, molecular function: cysteine-type endopeptidase activity. Gene Ontology annotation, biological process: regulation of apoptotic process; proteolysis; regulation of inflammatory response. The transcript is spliced from 8 exons. NCBI's taxonomy places the organism in Eukaryota, Metazoa, Chordata, Actinopteri, Syngnathiformes, Syngnathidae.